This is a messenger RNA of Bemisia tabaci, 3228 nucleotides long. Its product is annotated as lysosomal phospholipase A and acyltransferase. NCBI's taxonomy places the organism in Eukaryota, Metazoa, Arthropoda, Insecta, Hemiptera, Aleyrodidae. Gene Ontology annotation, biological process: lipid metabolic process. The record is from RefSeq and is a predicted model, not a curated record.
AAGGAUAUAAAUAGAACUCGAAGUAGUUGACUCAAAAGGAAGUAGCUAUUGCAAUAUCGGUAAACAGGAAUUUGGUGUGUAAUUUCGCCUGUACACGGAGCGCGGGCCAUACUCUAUUUAAUGUCAAGGCAUUGAACUAAUGGUUUAUUAUCUCGUAACGCUUCAUUUGCAUACGCACACUCGUAGUUCUAAGUCGGUUUGUGGCAAUGUGGCUGGCUAUAGCAAAGUUGAUAUUUUACUUCGCGGCACUUGGAGAGGCAUGUCCGGUUGUUCGAUCUUUCAUUCUGACUUUCACGAUGUCCGUAGUCCUUUCAUCAGUCGACGGCAGCACCUACAACGACGACAUAUUAGCUCCAAUCAUACUCGUGCACGGAGUAACUGAGAGUCAAAUCCUGGGCAAGUACCACACUCACGGUCACCCAAAGGGUUGUGAGGAAAAGUCAGAGGGUCCCGACGGCUGGGAACACAUGUGGUUGAAUCUGGACAUGGCUAUUUGGGGCAAACACGUACUCAGUUGCUGGGCUUACAGGUUUCAGUUGCUGUACAAUAGAGACACUCACAAAUGCUCCAAUCAGAAUGGAGUGGAAACGAAAGUCAGGGGAAAACUGGGAAGUUUAAAAUGCUGUGAAUUCUUGUCAGAUGCGCCUUUGCCGAAAUAUCUUCCUCAGAGCAAAUACUUCCACCAAUUCAAGGGGUUUCUAAAACAUAAAGGUUAUUCUACGGAUCACAGCCUGAAAGCGCAUUGCUACGACUGGCGCUACGCACCUCCACAACUGGAGGAAUUUGGCUACUUCAACGCGUUCACGGAGCUUGUGGAACACAUGGCUCACGACACGGGGCGAAAAGUGGCGAUUGUUGGUCACAGUAUGGGCGGCCUUGUCUCCGCCUAUUUCCUGAUGAACAAAACUCAAGACUGGAAAGAUAGGCAUAUUCACGCUCUCAUCACGGCCGGUACCCCGUGGCUCGGCAGUGUAGAGUCUUUGGGACAGUACAUCGUCGGUAAUAAUAAAAGUGUUCCCACCAUCAACAAGGAUGUUAUGAAAAGGCUCUUGAGUACCUUUCAAUCAAUAGCAUUUCUACUACCAGAGGAAAAUGCGUUCAAAGACACAGUGAUGGUUGAAUGGGUGGCCCAAAACAAAAAGUACACAGCAAAAGAGUAUCGGCAGUUUUUCAUAGAUGUAGGUGCAUAUGAUGCAUAUCUGAUGCGGCAAGAUCUUCGUUCGCUGUAUCCUUACCGGUUGGACAAGUUGGGGGUGAAUUAUCAUUGCGUUUGGUCGAACAGCUCAAAAAUUGACACCCCCGUAACGUACCGAGUGCACGCGGCCAAUUUAAGCCAUGCAGAAGAAUACGAAAAACUUUCCACUGAGGGCGAUAAAGUGGUGCCGCUGAAGAGUCUACGCUAUUGCGAGAAGUUUCAAGGGUCAAAAUUCACCAGUAAAGGUUUUCAGGGCCCUACUCACUUGAAGCUGGUUCAAGACGAUGACUUCUUCAACUACGUUAUGUCCGUUGUCCGACAAGUGCGCCCUUUUGCUGAGAGAUGAAGAGCCUCUGCUCAAUAGCUAACGUUCAUUUUAAUUUUCAUGUUGGCAAUAUUUAAGAGGAUAAUGGGAAAGAAACCGAAGUCGCGGAAAAAUAAUUUUCAGCAGAGGAGUUUUUGUCGGGUUUGGUUAAAAAAAAACGGAUUUUGAGGGCUCGGAAGAAAAUGCUUUAAAGUCUUCCAAGUACAGUUUGGAUUAUUAGUUACUUUCAAUUUUUUCACUGAUGCCUUUCAUAACACUGUGCUGUAAUCUAAUAAGGAAGUUAGACUCAGAAGUGUAAUAAUAUCUACGCUCGUUGAACCAUGAGUUUAUCCAUAAAAAAAGCCCAAUUUCUUUUUUUACGAUGACUAUAUUUCCUCCCCACGCAUGGGGAGCGAGAGAGCUCAAAAACAUCGAACAGUCCAAGAAAAAGAAAAUGGAGCCGUUUUGUAUUUGUUAACAUAAUAUUAAAAUACUUGUUUGACGAAGAGAGUCCACAUCAAUUGUCGUCCAGUGAUUUUUGAUCUCAGGAAGUCCACUGUCUCACCUUUUAGAGAGUAUUUCUUACAUCAUGAUGUAUAAAGUGAAUUGAUAGGUAACUUUCAGAUUAAAGACGUUGUUCAGACAACUUAAAACUGUCAGUUAGUAUGUAGAAACUGAAUGUUCAUGCUAUAUAUUAGAGAAAAAUAUUGUUGCCGGAACUCCAUUGUUUUCUUGUUUUAAACACAAGCAACGUUUUUCAGGAAAUGGCUUUAGGAGGUACUACCAUGGGAAUUUAUUUGCGCACACAAACCAGUUAUUACAGAUGGACUCCUGUAUACUGGUUAUCCACGACCUCGAGUUAGGUUCCCCAUCUCCCAUUAUUCUCACUCAAACUAAGGGAUACAACUAAACUACCUCCGGUAAUACGAUUAUUGUAUCCAUUCAAAAUGAAGGCGCUUCAUAUGUGAACAUUUACUAGUUGGUAGUUCGGUACCCGGUUCUCAUUGAAAAGUUCCCUGUGAAUUUUAACCUUUUUGUGAAAUCUUUUUAAGUCAACGAAAAAUAUAAUUUGAGCCUCAUGACUCUCACAUCGACCUUUAAGAGUCCUCUGUGAAUUUUUAAAGGAAUUUCGCUUUAUUUUGUUAAAAGCAAAUCUGCCCUGCUCUUUCAGGUACUGAUAAAUCUGAGCUGAACGUGGGUAUUUGUUGUCAGCCGUCGAUGAUGAAUUUUCCUAAAAGAUAGCCGAUUCUCGUCUCUGCAAAUUGAAAGAACGUUCCUCCCCCCCCCUCCCCCUGCUGUACAUGCCGCGGGGAGCUAUUGUGCUUAUGGCUAAAUUAUAGGGGCUAAUUAUAGUGUAGGGGCUGGUACUGGGUGGACUGCCUAUCUUUACUACAGACGGAUUAAAUGGAAUUAUUUUUGGCAAUUCUUAUGUUGAUGUUUGCUUACAUGACACUUAUUUUGUUGUUGCUCAUUUUCAUCAUGCGUUAUCUAUAGUAAUUAUCUUAGCCAUUAUGGGUGGGAUGAUUUAUUGAUUUCCUCUAAUUUUAGGUUUAACUUUAAAUAAUUAUAACCUGGUUUCUCAAUUUUAUUACAUUUAUGGGAGUAGACUCAACAUGUUUUCCACAGCACUUUCUUUGUCUGGGUGGAAUACCUCCUCGAUAUUCAGAUUAUCCUGAUUGUCAUUUGUCGUGAAUUAAAAUUUCUUUUGCGGAAAGAAUCUUAAGUAUUA